UGCCCAGCUCAGCCUCCCUCAUUCCAUCACAAGAAGGGUACUUGAGGGGAUCUGGCUCUCUCCCCCCUAUGUAUCAGGGGAUCACUCACUACUAAAUCACCAAUGGAAACCUCAGGACUAAGGACACCAUGUUCCCUCCUGGCUCUGGUUCUGCUCUCAGCACUGGUGCUGUCUCCAACCCUGGCAAUUGAUGUUUACACUGAUCGAGAGGUCUAUGGGACUGUGGGCUCCAGGGUGACCCUGUCCUGCUCAUUCUGGUCGAGCGAAUGGAUCUCGGAUGAUAUCUCCGUCAGUUGGCACUAUCAGCCCGACCACAGCCGCGAAAUGUAUUCGGUAUUUCACUAUGCCAAGGGCCAACCUUCUAUUGAUGCUGGGGUCUUCAAAGAUCGUAUUGAAUGGGUGGGCUCCCCAAAAUGGAAGGACGCCAGCAUUGUGCUGCACAACCUGGAGUUAACUGACAACGGCACUUUCACCUGUGAUGUGAAGAACCCACCCGAUGUGGUGGGAAAGUCUUCCUAUGUUCACCUUCAGGUCCAAGAGAAAGGUCCUGCACGUGCCGGUUUGAUUCUGGGGAUCAUAAUUGCUGUUGCCCUGGCCUUAGUCAUUGUGGUGACACUCCUCAUCUUGCUCAUUCGGUACUGCUGGUUAAGACGACAGGCCCGAGUACAGAGGGAGCUUAGUGCACUUGAGAGGGGAAAAUUACACAAAGCAAAAGAUUCAUCCAAACGCAGUAGCAGACAGACCCCGCUUCUCUAUGCCAUGCUAGACCAAACCAGAGGCAAAGCAAGCGAGAAGAAGGCCAAGGGCGGCAUCUGCGACUUCCGCAAAGAUAGGAAAUAGCAAUUAGCAGGCAGGGAAGGUACAAAGAAGGCAGAAGAAGAGUCCCCCCGCAGCUCCAAAGUGGUCUACACCAUCGAGAUGGAGCUGAAGGGGGACGAAGAAGGCGAUCAGCCCCACAGAGCUGCUGUAAAGUCCCCCAGUAAAAACAGCCUCAAAAACGCCUUAAAGAACUUAAUCAAAAGCGACUCUGAGAAACACACCUAAUUAAUAGCAGAGCAGUGGGGGCUUGGGAGUGGGAUGUUGCUGAGUAGGACAUUCCAGUUAUUUGGACGAACUUUGCCCAAGGCCCGGCCAAGCAAUCAGAUGUUUGCUUUCAUUACCAAACUGCACUAGAAAAAAGCGAACGUCCGUUUGGAUGCUGUGGGUUACUGGGCAAACUAUUCCCAUGUUACCAUAGUUCCCAGGUAACCUUUUUAGUCCUCAAAUUACUAUUUCCAUCAAAAACUUUCUGGCAAAAACCCAACAUUUUUGGUUCUAUUAAGAUGAUUCUAUACCUCUAUGGCUAUAGCAUUUUCUGAUUGGAAAUUCACUCUUUUUUCAACACUCCCAAAUUCCCACUGCUCAUAUGGCGCGGCUAAUGCCUUCAGUAACCUAUUUUGUGUCACGCAAGCCUAGACCAUCAGGUACCUUUCCCUGCGGGAAACGAGCAAGAACAUUCAGAGAAAACAAGGAUUAAUGUAGGACUCCUCUGGGAUACAGGGAAACCCAACUUAUCACUGCAGGAGUGACUGCUACGCAAUAGAAUGCAAGGUCAUUUGCAAGGUCAACCCAACGGGACUGCAUACUCACUGAAAUAUUUAUGUGAUCAAGGCACCAGCCAGAAGAAUCAUUACCACUGGUCAGACCUAAGGGACAGUAGGUUAUUCUUAUAUUCUCUAAGCUUGUGUUGGUUUUAGGUAGACCCCUUGGCUUCCAGAUACAGUUGGGUUCCUAAUGGUAGAUACAGACCAUCUGCUUAUUCUGUGAUGACCUUGAUCAUACAAGAUAUUGUUUACCCUUAAACUUUCCUUAGCUCUUCCUCAUGCAAACAUCAUUGGAUUUGUGGUCUUGUAAUGAUGGGUGGACAUAGAGUCUUGCCAAGUUAUGCAGGGUCAUAAUAUCAUCAAGGAAGACCAAGACCAUGGAUAAGUCAAGCUCACCCCAAUAUAUAUGGCAUAUCUUUGUUAAGACACCAUGUUGACCUUCAAAACCCACCCUUGGGUGGUGGCGUAUGUACAAGUAUUGCCUUUACCGCCUCUCUCUCCAGGGCAAUAUUUCUACGGUUCUAACUUCUCUGCUCCAGAAGUGAGAGAAGAAGAAAACUUUAACUCUGUCUCCGUUAACUUCAAGGCUGCUAGCGAGGCCUCGGUUUCUCUUAAGCGCCAACCAGCAAUGAAGUUAAAGAGAGACCUAUAAAAAAAGACUUCAUAUCCCAUGAUGCCAUCUGCAAGAGCUAAGGGUAGCAGAGUGGGACUAUGUAACUUAAUGCUUCCCUGGUUCCUCAAUUCUUCUUCUUGAGUUCUCUGCAGGCCUUGAGUCUGGAAUUAGUGUCCAUGUAGUUUAAUAUACACUGUUGUACUAUUGGUGUCCAUCCUAUGUACAUCUUCUUUUUUCCAUGGUGCUGCAUUAUAAGUGAGUUUUAGGCCAAGCAAUGGAGACAUAAUGAAGUUUCUUGGUUUAGAAUUUAUGAAAUAAAAACUCUUUUGGCUUUGUGCCCUCGUUCUCAUUAAAUAUUAACCACCUUGACAUCUUUUUUGUAUGAUUUUCAAUGGCAUUUUAUCUCUUUCUCUAUAUUUUAUUUUCUAUAUUGUUUCUUCAAUAGCCUAAACAAUAACCAAACUUGACAUUCAGAAAGCUGCAAAGGCUUCUGGGCCCUGUCUCCACAAAAACAAAAACUUAGACUUCCAGUAAAAUUUGGGUCCGACCCAGAAUAGUCAGAAUAGGGUAUUACCAACAGGCAGAUCCCUAGGAAUCCCCCAAAUUCCGGGAAAUGACCAAUGUUCUCAAUUCUGUGCUUCUCCUUUAUUGCCCAAAAUAUCACGCCUGUCCCUUCUAUUUCUAUAUCUGUGUAUACAAUGUAUAUAAAUAAAAGGUUGAAAAUGUAUAUGCCAUGUACACCUCACCCCCCUUCU
This is a messenger RNA of Xenopus laevis (African clawed frog), 2951 nucleotides long. RefSeq names its product myelin protein zero L homeolog (gene mpz.L). The transcript has 6 exons. The record is from RefSeq and is marked reviewed. Lineage: Eukaryota; Metazoa; Chordata; Amphibia; Anura; Pipidae.